AUGUCUGAGCCACUGCCCUUGUCAUCCGUGACGGCCUAAGAGAUGUGCUGCCUCCUGCACUGGCUGUCCAACUGAACUCCCGCCCAACGGGAACGCUUCCUCCGAAACCUGGUGGACAAGGCCGUCCCUUGGAAGCUGUUUCCCCUGCUGGAGAGCCUUUUGGGACUCCAGGUGGGAUCCAGGAAGCCCCCCGCCAUCUACGAGUGCCAGAUGCGUCUCUGGGACCAGUGGUUCCAUAGCUGGUCGGAAGCUGAGAGCAACAAGAUUAUCCGGCAGAUAGAAGAGGAGAUGCCGGAUUUGGCUGGACGGUUUUACCGAGAAGUGGCGGCCACCACCGGACAAGUCUGAGGCAGGCCAUGGCUCUCU
Messenger RNA from Notechis scutatus (mainland tiger snake), 366 nucleotides. NCBI's taxonomy places the organism in Eukaryota, Metazoa, Chordata, Lepidosauria, Squamata, Elapidae. The record is from RefSeq and is a predicted model, not a curated record.